Talpa occidentalis (Iberian mole) is the source of this 3508-nucleotide messenger RNA. It is a transcript of the gene CFAP96, whose product is annotated as chromosome unknown C4orf47 homolog. The transcript is spliced from 8 exons. NCBI's taxonomy places the organism in Eukaryota, Metazoa, Chordata, Mammalia, Eulipotyphla, Talpidae. The coding region runs from base 299 to 1231 and encodes 310 amino acids. The record is from RefSeq and is a predicted model, not a curated record. Gene Ontology annotation, cellular component: centrosome.
UCCGGUCCCUGGGGCAACGCGUCACAAUAAACACCUGCAGCGCCGCGGAGGCGCGGGCAGGUUCUGGACGAGCCCGCGCGGGAAAAGCUGGCGCGUGGGUGGCUCGUGGCCUUCGUUGCUCCCGCAGCCAAAUAAACCGGGACGAAUUUAUCUCCGAGGUCGUACAGGGUGUGCUCCUGAGAGGUGACUUCCUCCUCCUGGUCCCCGUGGCCGCCAGUAGGAUUUUGUUACAAAAGAAGUAGUGCUAAGAAGGCUUUUGAAGUCAUCAAUAUAGAGAAGACAGCCAUAGGAAGCAGCCAUGCCUGUGGAAGGAGGAAAAACGGAUAUGGAGAGGAUUGGCCUCUUCAGUGAGAUGGAAUAUAUUAGUAUUGGUGAUAAGUAUGUGUCACGAUUUAACCGACCUUUUAAUGAGUCUGCAAGCAAAAAUAAACAGAUGCUACCUGGGGGAUCCAAAGAAAUGUCAGAUCUCCAGGCAGGUUAUUUUGAUCCCCACUUUGUAAGAAUUUUUGAAGGUGAAGGCUAUGUAAAUAUGAAUCAAGUGAGGAGACAGCACAUGAUGCAAGAGGCCAAAAAAAAUCUAGGCAAAGCUUUCCUCCCUAGUAGUGGAGAUAAAAAGCCAUCUGGAUUAGGAAGCUACUAUGGAACAAUAGGUGGUCCAAUUCCAUUCUUCAGUGCACAGUCAAAACCCAGAGAAAAAUAUGAGGCACCUGGAAAGAAUUUAUACACAAACCCAGGAAAGAAAGGAACUGGUUAUGGCUAUGCAAAUAUUACCAUAGGUAAACAGUUUUCACACUCUUCUGAUUUGUAUGAUGCAGCAAAAGAAAAUUAUAAGAAAGAUAAUGAAGAACACCAUCGUUCACUUAAAGGAACACCUUUCAAGUUAAAUCUUUGCCCACGGGAAUAUUUUGAUCCCAAUCCUUAUUUUACUGAGACUCCUUUACCACCAAUUAAAAAAACAGAGAUGAAAGAACCAACUGUACAACCUUUUAAACCCUCUUCUCCUGGUAAAAAGGCUGGUGGAAUGAAAGCAGGAACAUUUGACCCUUACCCUUCACAUUCCGCUGACCCUUAUGUAGUUAAAUCGGAAGAUCAGAUUGCCGGCAAAACUGCCAAGAUAUUUCAUCCACCAGGAGGACCAAAGAGCAGACCAGUUGAAAGUAUAAUGACUUUGAAUGUCAGAAGGGCACUAAAUAUAAAGAAUUACAAGACUGCUUCACUACAGUCCUACUAGCAUCUGGAAGACAUAAGCUUUCUAGAUCCUGACUACCAGUAAUUCAUUAUCAAGUGCUAAUUAGUUGAAAAAAAAUAGAGAUAGCUCAAACAUUUAAAUGAAAUUUAAGCCUGCAACUCUUAAUAUUCUUCCUUGUCCUAAUUCUACUACUAAAUGUUUAAACAGAAUUUGUUAACAUUAGUGUAUGAUUGUUGAUUUAUGUUUAGAUCUCUUUCCAAGGAGAAUAUAAUGUUUAGCAAUUUUAUAAAAUUUUGAAGUGUAGUCUGUAAUUUGAAAAUGUCAAAAAAAAAUUACAGGCACAAAGACAAUUACUGAUAUUGACAUAGUGGGCAAUUAGACAAAGUAAAAUAUUUACAAAAACCAGUGGAUAUUAAGAAAUACAGUGAGGGUCCUGAGGCAAAGAGGAGGUGAGGAGAAUGGAAGCAGGAAGGCUACUGAGAGAGAAAAGAUUUGAGGAUGUGAUGGUAGUGGUAAUCUUGGGACAACAGUUUGAAAAAUGUUUCUCACAUAGAAUUGAAGUCUAUGUCCCUAAAGUUUUUAUUCACUAGUCCUUGUUCUACUGCUCAGAAAUAUAUAGGACAAAACAGUACUUUUAUACAGGACCACUCUUCACAUCUUUUAAGGUAACUUUCAUUUUUCUGGGUGAUAGUCUUAGGGUUUUCAGUUCCUUCAGUCCAUAUACAACAUGAUACUCUGCCCAAAAUGAUAAGGGUUAGAUUGAAAGUACUAUUUCUCAUAUGGUCUGAUCAUCCCAGACUAGAUAUGACUGAUCUGUUCUCUUUUUAAAAUAUAUAGUGUUCAUGUUACUGCAAUCUAAGAUCUCCACACUCUCUUCAGUCGAUCUUACUUUUGUAGGCCAGAGGUGCUGGUGAGGGUGGUUGGGUGUGUGAGAGGAUUCACCAGAGAUAGAGAGGGGAGCAGAAUAGGAGGAUCAAAUGAAAUACAUGAAACAUACUGCUAAGGGGAGCAGUGGGUGAGACACGAGGGGUUUGUUGUGUCAUAUGUGGGUUAACUCUGGUUGGGAAUCGAACUCAUGCAGCAGUGGCUGGUGAUAGCUUGAUAGUGCUGAGACUUAACCCCUAGGCCACCAGGGAGACCCCUGUGUGGUUCUUUUCAUGUUGCCUAUAGAAACUGAAACUUGGAGAAAAAAUGUAAAAAUGCUGAUACUAUGGGUACUGCUAUUGUUGUCAGUAACAAACGUCCUUUAACCCAAGAAUCUUCUGUCUUUCACCCAGAAACCCAUAACACGGGUUAUGACUGUGAAGCACAGGCAAGUGCAGGGGGACCCACACUGAGAAAAAUUUUGUUAUGCAAAGGGCAGUUCUGAGACAUUGAAUUCUUUGUGGAAUAACAGAAAUUAUAAGAUAUUUGCAACACACCGGUGAAAGUGAACAAAAAUUGCACUAUAACCUAUGAAACUGCAGCAGGCUACCAUUUUAUGUGUUGGGCAAGAUCUUAGACUCUCCACAGUUCUUAAAAUUAUUAACCCAAUUCCAUUUCUAAUUUGAGAAACUAGUUAAUCAAUUAUGAGAUAAUUGUUGCCACAUGUAAAAAGGAAUUAAAAAUAUCUCAUGGGGAAAAAAUACUUGAACAAGGAUUUUGAAAUAACUGAGUUUAGAAAUUUAUUUACAUAUCUUGGAUGGAAGCAUUUGAUAGAGUUUACUUGGAAUUCCUGGAAAAAAAGAAGAAUUAUUUUAAAGCUGAGAGUGGUAAGCAUACUUAAGAAAAAGAAUAAUACAAAAAAAUCCCUGCCCCUUGACAAAGUUGCUUUGUGCAUAUAUAAUGUAUAAGGUAAUAUAAAACAACAUGAAUUUUAUUAAAAGCACAGAAUUCCUAAAUAAUUGCACUAUAUUAUAAAUUGGAUACAAAUCUUACAAAAAUAAAUUGUAGUCAUCUUAAAAGUCUCCUUAUUACAAUACUCUGGCUAGUGCCCAAUAGGCCACAAUAAUUUUUAAUACUUUUCUGUCGAGCCACCACAAUAUAUUUACCUUUCAAAUCAGGAGCAAAUGGCCGACUCCUAGGACUAGAUUUGUCUUCAUAGGUUUCAUAUUUCUCAAAAUGGAACUUCUCUUUUCUUGAAAUGUAACUCAUUUUUGGUAGGUCAUUAUGCGUACUACAGAUUUUUUCACUUAGAUUUAAAUAUUCUCUCUGAAGAUUCCGCAUCUCAAAUUCCAAGGUAUCCCUUUCAUUUUCUAUACUUCUUACAUAGUUUUCUAAAAGUAUUUUGUCUUCUGCAAGUCUACUGAUGCUAUUUUCAAAUUUUAUAUUUUCCUGACU